Messenger RNA from Paramecium octaurelia, 183 nucleotides. The record is from the annotation of a GenBank genome assembly. Lineage: Eukaryota; Ciliophora; Oligohymenophorea; Peniculida; Parameciidae.
AUGGAUUUCUUAGGAAUCAAAAACAAUAAGUUCGUUAAGAAUAAAGAACUUAAUAAACAAUAUGAGGAAAUGCUCAUGGUGGAAGAUCACAUUUUGUAAUCAGAUAAUGAAACAAAUAUAAUUGUUCCAGAAUCUCCAGAUUUUAAAUUCAUAUAAACAAUAAAAAGGAGGAGAAUUAGAUGA